This is a messenger RNA of Entrophospora sp. SA101, 3552 nucleotides long. Lineage: Eukaryota; Fungi; Glomeromycota; Glomeromycetes; Entrophosporales; Entrophosporaceae. The record is from the annotation of a GenBank genome assembly.
AUGGAUGUUGAGACUGUUCCCUCAAUUACUCAAGUUGAACAAAUAAUAGACCAACUCUAUGGAAGUUUUGAUCCUCAAUAUCAGAAAUCUGCACAAGAAUAUUUACAUAACCUUCAAAAACAACAACACGCCUGGGAAUUAGCAUCUCAGUUAUUAGCUUCCCAGUCUGUAAAUUCUCGAUUCUUUGGAGCUCAUACCCUUCAAAUAAAACUUUCUAGAGACUGGAAUACUUUAUCACCAGAAAAAAGAGAAUGGAUUCAUAAAAUAUUACUUGGAUGGAUUGUACAUCUUUCUAAUGGUCCUAAUGUUGUUAUUACAAAACUUUGUUUGGCUCUCACUGCAUUUGCUCUCCAAGCUGUACCUGACAUUUGGCCAAAUUUUAUACCUAAUUUUUUUGAAAUUUUACAAUCGAGCGCUGUAGCUGCCACUUCUUCACAAAACGAAGGCGUGACUUUAUUUGUUGAAAUACCAUUAUUGGAAUUCUUGACAGUUGUACCCGAAGAAGUUUCAAGGGCUGAUUUAAUUGGUGAUCGAAAAGCCAAGGUCAAUCAAGAGCUUAUUAAUUCUAUACCAAUUGUUCUUUCAACUUUGAGAAAUUUGUUGGCAGAUUAUCAUGGAGAUCCUGAUCGAAUGUUACUGUUGAAACAAAAAAGCAUACGAUGUUUACAAAGUUGGAUUAUUUACGGCGUUCCAUUUGAAUCAUUGCUUCCAUUAAUUGAUAAUGUAAUUAACCUUCUUCCAAUCGAAUCAACAAAUGACUUAGCAACAGAAGUUUUGGUUGAAUUUAUGUUACAACCACAUAGCAGAUCAUAUCAGAAUACUGUAUGUGAAAAAAUGCUUUGUUGCAUGACAAGUGAUUGGGCAAAGUCUCAAAUAACUAAAUCAAUAAAUGAAUCUGAUGAAGCUUCAGCAAGAAAUCUUUGUCGAAUAAUGACAACAUUUGGUGAAAAUUUUACUGAUUAUAUUGCCAUUCAUUUUUUACGUGAAGAUGUUAUUAUUUAUUUGGAAAUGAUGUUGAUGUUUGCUGGAUUUCCUGGAUAUUUUGAAUCAUUAUUUGAUUCUGAUGUUAUCCCAAUUCAAAUUAAUAAAAUCAUUGAAGAUGAGGAAGAAAAUGAAUUUAAUUCUUCCGCUGCCACCAAACAAAACCUUUCAACAAAUACUAUGGGCAUUGAGCAAGCUCAAAAAAUACACGAAGCUUCUUUGGUUGUUUACCAACGAUUGAUUGAAGUAUUAAAAAUGAAAGUUCAAUAUCCUCCAGAUUUAGAAUGGGUUGAGUGGGUUAAAGAUAUGAAAGAAAGAUUUAAAAAUUAUCGUAGAGAUGUUGGUGAUACCAUUAUGAAUUCUUAUUAUAUAUUAAGAGGAAGAAUGCUUGCAUAUUUAAUUGAUCUGUUAAUUAAUCAGUUGAAUACAACCGGAAGGGAUAUUACUCAAUGGCAGGAAAUAGAAGCGGCAUUAUUUUGCUUAAAAUCUAUUUCAGAAGUUGUUGAACAUGAUGAAAAUGUUUAUUUACUGCGUCUAUUUAAUACAGAUGUUUUUGGUAAUUUACCUAUACAAACAAAUGCAAGAAUAAGAAAUACCGCCUUAUCUCUGAUUGGCUCUUACGCAGAAUGGUUUAAAGUUCAUUCUCAAUACAUAUUACCAGCUCUUAAUUACUUGGUACCAGCAUUGAGUGAUUCUGACUCAGCAUUUACCGCUGCUAAUUCUUUUAAAGAAAUUUGUGACACAUGUCGUAAUUCUUUGGUUGAUGGCAUUGAUAAUUUAAUUAAUAUAGAUAAACAAAAAAUUAUCGAGUCAAUAGCAGAUACAAUUACAAGUGACAUUAUUAAAACAACAAAAGAAAUUAUAUUACAUGCCAAACAAAAUCCAUCACAAUUUCAUGACAUUAUUAUAACUCAAUUAGAAUAUUUGACAGCAUGUGGUCCUUCCUCUGAUGUGAUAAAAUCUAAUGAUGAGGUUUUAAUUUCAUUCCAGGCCAAAGGACUUACUGAUUCAUUUUCAGAAAUUGUACAAAAUGUCGCAGAAGUUUGGUAUAAUGAUAACGAAGUUAUAAAUUGUCUUUGUAAAUUUCUUAAUACCGGAAUACGUACAACUUUAAAUUUAUUUUCAAUACCUAUCGAAGUAAUUGUGCCGUUAAUUCAAUUAUCAUAUCAAAGAUAUCCACAUUGUUAUUGGUUGGAUACAGCAGUUCAAACUGUAACAGUUUAUGGAGUUUCAUUUGAGUACGAGUCAGCAUUAAGCAAAUUAUUAUUAUCUAUUACAACCACAACUUUUCAAUUUGUUAAAAACAAAGCUGACAUGGAAAAUUACCCGGAUAUGGUACAUUCGUUCUUUGAGCUUUUGACAAAGUAUCUUACAAAAUGCCCUAUUGCAUUAUAUACGUUACCAUCAGAAAUAUUUGACAAUAUUUUAAAAUUCUCUGUGGCUGGUUUAGGAUUACAAGAAAGACUCGCUUUAAGAUCUGCAGUCGCUUUUAUGGGAGAAUUUAUAGGACAACAUUACAAAGAUGAUAGAAUUACAAAUAUGGUAGAAAAUAUAAUUAGAACUUAUGGUUUAGAAAUUACGAGAGAAUUGUUAUUUGGAAUUGGUGGGAAUUUACCAAGAUCAUUAAUUCCACAAUUAUCAACUGCGCGUGAACAUUUACUUACACUUUCUCCACAAAAUCGCGAGACAUUAAAUUUGAUCGAAAGUGCAUUAUUCGUUGUUAAUUUAGAUGAUUAUUCGUCCGGUGACAAUCUAGAUCAAUUUCUUGGAAACAUAUUCCAUGGAAAUGGCUAUAAUCGUUGGUUUGACAAGUCAAUGUCUAUAAUAGUGGAAAGUAAUGUAGGGGCAGGUAUGCACGGUGAGCAUUCUCCAGUUACUGUAUUACACUCUUCAGAAUAUGCCAAGUGUCCUCCGAAUGCAUAUAUUCAAAUGGUUAUUCAAUUAGCAUAUUACAAACUUCACAGAAAAGUCGUCCCGACUUAUGAAACAGGUUCAACUCGACAAUUUAGUCAUGGCUGUACUGAGACCAUAAGAACAUUGAGUGCGGAGAAAUCUGAUGAAGCUUCAGCAAGAAAUCUUUGUCGAAUAAUGACAACAUUUGGUGAAAAUUUUACUGAUUAUAUUGCCAUUCAUUUUUUACGUGAAGAUGUUAUUAUUUAUUUGGAAAUGAUGUUGAUGUUUGCUGGAUUUCCUGGAUAUUUUGAAUCAUUAUUUGAUUCUGAUGUUAUCCCAAUUCAAAUUAAUAAAUUUAAUUCUUCCGCUGCCACCAAACAAAACCUUUCAACAAAUACUAUGGGCAUUGAGCAAGCUCAAAAAAUACACGAAGCUUCUUUGGUUGUUUACCAACGAUUGAUUGAAGUAUUAAAAAUGAAAGUUCAAUAUCCUCCAGAUUUAGAAUGGGUUGAGUGGGUUAAAGAAAUUGACAAGUAUUCAUGCAAUAUCAUCAGGAAAAUGUCUUUAACUAUAUUUAAUGAAGAAUAUGAAACAAACGAUGAUGGUGAUGAUGAAAUUUCACACAUUAAAAGAAAUAUAACAUUAUUAAUAUCAAGUUCAUUUAAAAACGUCAAUUAA